Messenger RNA from Triplophysa dalaica, 4420 nucleotides. It is a transcript of the gene nfascb, whose product is annotated as neurofascin homolog (chicken) b. Bases 288 to 3815 code for a protein of 1175 amino acids. Gene Ontology annotation, molecular function: protein binding. The record is from RefSeq and is a predicted model, not a curated record. Gene Ontology annotation, biological process: cell-cell adhesion. The transcript has 28 exons. Lineage: Eukaryota; Metazoa; Chordata; Actinopteri; Cypriniformes; Nemacheilidae.
UUUUUCUAGGACAGCAGUGUGAAAUUCUCUUUCUAAUUUCAUCCGUUAUUUUAGAUUUAAAACAAACUGCACACAUUUAAACAAGGUGCUGGACUUUUGGGGACAGUCUAAAUGGCUUGUGCAUCGAGACCAUGCAAUAAUAAUGCAUUUGUAAUUUGGAAUUAAUUUAAAAUCUGCACAGGAGUUUUCCAUCUGCACUUUCCACUGAGGUUAUAAUGGCAUUGUGAAAUGACCUGCUGACACAAAUAGAGAAGAAUUUGUGCAUCCUGGAUCCUACAGUACUUCUGAUGUUGUCCAUAACAGAGAGGAUGCCGUUAAAAGGUUGGAGGGUUCCAGUUUUUCUAACUAUUCUACAGCAGACAUGGAUUUUAGCUAUGGAAAUACCACCUGACGUCAGACAGCCUCCAAUGAUCUUUAAACAAAGUGUUCAAGACUAUAUUGUAGAUCCAGUUGACCCUAUAAUAGUGGAGUGUGAGGCAACAGGCAACCCUCCUCCGGUUUUCACAUGGACACGUGAUGGGGUCUACCUGAACGUAGCGCGGGAUCCCCAGGUCAGCAUGAGAAGACGUUCUGGCACGUUGGAGAUUUUCUUCUGGGGUCGUCCAGCAGACUAUGAGGGCAUGUAUCAGUGCAGUGCAACGAAUGAGUUUGGCUCUGCGUUGUCCAGUCACAUCCAUCUGCGUGUCUCCAAGGCCCGCACGUGGCUAAAGGAAUAUCUGGAGCCAGUCUCGGUGGUGGUUGGACUUCCUCUUAUCCUACCGUGCAAUCCACCUGAAGGUCCUCCUAAACCAGACACCUUCUGGCUGAACAGUACUAUGACACCAAUCCGACAGGAUCGCAGAGUGUCCAAGGCACAGAAUGGAGAUUUGUACUUCUCAAGUAUAGUAGCAGAAGAUGCUGAUACGAACUACGUCUGUGUUGCACGUUUCCCCUUCACGAACACCAUCCAGCAGAAACCACCACUCAUCCUACAGGUGCUCACAGUUCGCAUGGCGGCCCACACAGCACCCAAGUUUUUGAAACCCAAAGACACUGCGAGCACAACAAUUGCAAUGCUGGGCGAAGAACUCAUUUUGGAGUGUUUCGCUGCUGGAGUUCCGACUCCCACCAUCAAAUGGACUAAGAAUUGGGAGGAGCUGUCCAUGGCAGGGAAGAAGUUGGAGAACUUUAACAAAACGCUCAGAAUAAAGAAGAUCGACAUGGAUGAUAAAGGAGAAUACAUCUGCACCGCUUCCAACAGAAUGGGCAGUCUGUACCACGUCAUCACUGUCUUGGUCAAAUCGGUUCCAUUUUGGUUGGAGAAACCCGAGAGUCUCGUGUUGUCUCGUGAUGACGGUGGCAGUAUAAUUUGUAGAGCCGAUGGUAUCCCUCGACCUCAGAUACAGUGGAUGGUUAAUGGAGAGCCUAUCAAUGAGGCCCCCAGGAGUCCCGGCAGACAGGUUUCAGGAGAUACUUUGACGUUCCUCUCAGUGGUUCCUGAUAGCGCUGCAGUCUUCCAGUGCAAUGCUUCUAACCCAUAUGGUUACAUCAUGGCAAAUGCUUUUCUGGCUGUGAUGGAUAUGAAACCACGUCUGUUGGGACACAGCGAUGAACUUGUUAAAUCAACAGAAGGCAAUCAUACUCAUUUAGACUGCCCGUAUUUUGGGUCUCCUAAGCCUGAGCUACGAUGGUCAAAAGGUGGAAUAGGUGCGUUGGGAGGAGGUGACUAUAGAGUUCUCCCAAACGGUACACUGGAGAUCAGAAAUACAAAGAUACAAGACCAGGGAACCUAUGCGUGCGUUGCAAGCAACGUCAUUGGACGAGAUGAGAAAGAGGUUCAACUAGAGGUCAAAGAGUCCAUCAAAGUCAUUCGUGCCCCACGCAAUACUAAAGUCAUAAGAGGAAGUCUCGCUCGCUUCGAAUGCAAAAUAAAUUUUGACCAGACACUGGAGAUAACCGUUACUUGGCUCAAGGACAAAAAGUUCUUGAUCUUAGGAAGGAGGAUGACAAAGGAUGAAGAUUCUCUGAGUAUUGCUGAUGUGAACAGAAGGGAUGAAGGGGUGUACACCUGCCGAGUUAAAAGUGAACUGGAGGAAGUCACUCGCUCUGCCAAACUUAUCGUGAUGGACCGUCCAGACCCCCCCACUGAUUUAGAGAUCUCUGACCAAACAGAGAGGAGCGUUAGACUUACCUGGAUACCAGGGCUGAGCAACCACAGUCCUAUAAAAGAAUACUUGGUUCAGUAUACGGAAGAUCUCCUUGCUGACUAUUGGCUGAUCCCCAGUGGCUGGCAGAACCUGACCAGUUACCCUGGCAACCUGAUCUCUGUUGUUUUACAACUAACACCGUUUGUGGAAUACCGCUUCAGGGUCAUCGCUAUUAAUGGCAUCGGCCCCAGUAAACCCAGCUGGGCGUCUGAGUACUACCAGACCGGUGGAGCAGUGCCUGAUGCCAUCCCACAAAACAUUAAAGGACUGGGCAGUGGUGUGUUCAGAAAUAACAUGGAAAUAAGUUGGGAGCCACUGGAGUACAGAGAAUGGAAUGGUCCGAAACUGGGCUACAUGGUUUGGUGGAGACGGCGGGAUUCCAGGGAGGAGUGGAAGAACUACACAACCUAUUGGUGGUGUAGCUACAUCGUCUAUGACACGGACACCUUCACGCCCUAUGAGGUUAAAGUUCAGGCCAUCAACUUCUUUGGCUAUGGCCCGGAAUCCCCUAUCGUCAUUGGCUACUCCGGGGAGGACCGCCCUGUUGCAUCUCCAUCUGAUCUACGGGUAGAAGACAUUGAGAGCACAAAGUUGACAGUCCAUUGGGAACCAGUGGCACGAGCCGACGUCAUGGGUGAUAUAAAAGAGUACAAGGUGUACUAUUGGAGAGAAAGCAGCCGUCUGCCUUGGCACACUCUGAGCAGAAGAAUUAAAACCAAGAGUUUUAAAGCAAAUGGACCUCGCCUUUCCGGAACAUUGACUGGUUUGGUUCCUUAUAGUAACUACAAGAUGUAUAUGGUAGUGGCUAAUAACCGCUUCGAGGGUCCACCAAGCAACACUAUUGAAUUUCAGACGCCUGAAGGAGUGCCAUCGAUUCCCAGAUCUUUUAGAAUCAUGCACAGGCACUAUGACACUAUUUAUCUAGACUGGGAAGAACCUGCAGAUCCCAACGGGAUCCUGACCGGAUAUAUUCUCAAAUACCAGACCCUGAACGUCACCCUUGGAGACAGAAUCCAUGUGGAAGACAUUCCUCCAAACAUCACCUACUUCUCUCUCCGUCGACUCGAUCGUUACACGCGAUACAAGUUUUCACUGGCAGCACAAACGGAGGUUGGAGUCGGCGAGGCGUUCACGGAAGAAUCGCCACAUUUUACGACUGAGGAAUAUAGUCGGGAUCAAGUGGACAUUGUAACACAGGGCUGGUUCAUUGGCUUGAUGUGUGCGGUUGCUCUGCUGGUUCUCAUCAUGCUUAUAGUGUUUUUCAUCAAGAGAAGCCGUGGAGGAAAGUACCCAGUGCGGGACAAAAAAGAUUUUGCAUUGGAGCCAAUGGAUGAGAAUGGAACAUUUGACUACAGGUCUCUUGAGAGGAUAACGCGAGUGUCCACCCUGCCCUACACCAGACGAGAGGAGGAACUCCGUCAGGGGCGCGGUGCAGUAGAGCACAUUGACAGAAGGACAAACAGUGAUGAUAGUCUGAUGGAGUACGGAGAGGGUGAUGAGAUCGAGUUCAAUGAGGACGGCUCAUUUAUUGGAGAGUACACAGGCAUCAGCAAGAGGAACAUUGACAGGAGCCCGUACCAUGACAGCUCUGAGCCCACUUCUCCUGUGGCCAUCUACUCUUUUGCUUAAGAGCUAAUGUUUAAAAUACAUCCCGUUAUACAAACUAAGUUGAGCUCAAAAUACUGAACUGAGAAUAACUAUGCUUCAUGUUCCCUGUCGGACAGGCUAGAAAUGAUGUAUAGAUGCAUUCUAAAGGUAUUGGGCAUUAAGUUGAGUUUUUUUUUCUGAGGGUUCACAACCACCAAUCAGAUUUGUUUUUCAAAUCCACAAAUCAUGUUGAGAGGAAGCCAGAGACAAUGUUGUCCUGAUGAGUUUAUCAUGUUGAUAAGAAAACAGAAGAGGUGUGGCUGAUGAGUUGCUGAACAUCUCAAAAUAACAUUCAGGGUCGAUUCAUACAGGUUUGCUCAACACAGUUAUCUGAAGACAAAAGUAACUUCCACAAUUCUUCGUUACAUAAGCAGUGUUUAAUAUCACAUAGAGUUGUUACUAAUGCUUGUUUAUUUUUAUUAUUACAAAAUGUCAUGUGUUAAUUAUGUGUGAAAAUGUUGGAAUACAGACUGAAUAUUCUCAAACAAAAUACAGUAUAAGCUGAAGCUGCUGUGUACAACAUUCAUUGUAUGUUUAUCUAUUAUACUGUGUACGUGUUUUAGUGCUUCAGUCAUUAAAAUGCAUAA